AGUUUGUAUUGACAUUUCAGACUUUAAAAUCAACUUCACUAUAAACGAAGGGAGCGUCCUUGAUUACAAGAACAGUGAUGUGAAAUGUGAGACAGAUUCCCUUUCCUGCCUGUUAACAUGCACACCCAGCAACGAGACGUGGUUCAAUGAAUCGUCUGUCUCCUCCUGUUUGGAGGCUUCUGUGUGGGAUAAAGCUCCCGGCGUAACAGUGUAUACCCUACCCUAUAGUACGUGCUAUCGAUACAUUUGCAAUCGAUCUGCCAUCUUGCCAUUGAUACAAGAUUUGGAAUGUACCAGCUGUGGCCCGGAAGAAAUAAUGAAACUGUUCUACAUCAGAAAAUCAUGUCCAGAACUCCUGUAUACUGACUUUGAAAUUAAGAAGAAUUUUCUAAAAGUUGAAAAACAAAUAAUUCACAACAUUAUCAAAAUGUCCACGUUUGAGGAAGGAAACGUUGCGAGUCACAGUCUGAGGGAUUUGUCAAUAAAGGUGGUCAAGAUAGACGAUGAUGCUUUCAGCUCUACAGGAUCCAACGUCCAAAUCGAGAUGGAAGCUCCUCAGCUGCUGCCCCAAAACAAGUCAGUCAUCCCUGAGGUUUGGCUCCCUGUGAAUGCCAUACGGAACAUCCCACAAGAGGAAAGGAUCAUUGGACUGGUCAGCUACAUGCAGCACCGCCAUCUCCUGUUUGACGGGGAAAAUAUCCAAUCGAUAGUUCUGAGGAUAGAGCUACUUGGAGAGAGACGCCUACAGAAUCUGAAGCCGCCGAUAACGAUGCGUUUUAGUGCUGCUCACAUGGACAACGGCAAUCAAACACAAUUGACGUGUCACUAUUUUGAUGAAUAUGAAUGGGCCUGGAAAAAAGAUGGAUGUGAGACCCAAAAUGAACAAAAUGAUAUUGUCUGCAACUGCAACCAUACGACAGCCUUCGCUGUUCUUCUGAUUAGAGCACCAAUUUCAGAGGCCCACUGGAAAAUAUUGUCAUACAUCAGUUAUAUAGGCUGUGGACUAUCAGCAUUCUUUAGUGCUUUAUCCAUUAUAAUGUAUGUAUAUACCAGGAAGCACAAAAUGGACUACUCCAUAGCUAUUCACACCUCUCUGAGCGGGGCCUUGUUACUGCUCAACACAGCUUUCUUGCUGAGUGAAUGGGCGGCCACAGUAACGCCCGAGUGGGUGUGUGAGUGUGUAGCGGCACUCAUGCAUUACUCCCUGCUCUGCUGUUUCACCUGGAUGGCCAUAGAGGCCAUUCACCUCUAUGUGCUGCUGAUAAAGGUGUUUAACACCUACUACAAAUACUACCUGCUGAAACUGUCUAUUGCCGGAUGGGGGAUCCCUGGUCUUAUUGUAGCUACCUCUUUGGGAAUGAAAGACUUCAAGCAGUUUUACGGUGUUAACCAGGUGUCCAUGUCUGAUAGCAACCAAACAGCCCAAAUCUGCUGGAUCACAGAUGACGCAUUCUUCUAUUCAGUAAACCUGUCAUAUUUUGCAAUCAUUUUUAUCUUCAACUCUUGCAUUUUGAUGGCAGUGGCUUCCAAAAUCUGUCAAAUGAAGCAUGUGUUAAAGAAUUACUCAAAGUUUAAAAAUGGAAAUGGGGAUCCGGACCGCUUCAGUGCAUCGUGCAAAAGUGGCCUCACUUUGCUGGGUCUCACUUGCCUGAUGGGCACCACCUGGGGCCUGGCCUUCCUGGGAUCUGGAUAUGUCAACUACCCAAUCCUUUACCUUUUCUGCAUCCUCAACUCCCUACAGGGAUUUCUCAUAUUCCUGUGGAUUCUCAUUUCAACCAAGAAACAAAGGAAGUUGGAGAUGGAGGACAAACUGUCCUCAACUCCUGGGAGGACAUCAGGAACUAAAUCAGAAUAGAUAAUCUUUCCUUCCGAUCCUUCUGAAUGUACCCGGGAUGCCAACAAAGCCCUCUGUAGCAUUUCAACAUGGUUAAUGAAAUAGCUUUUUAACAUACCAAUCUGCAGUUUGAUUUUAAUCUAUUAAAUGUAGAAUAUUGUACUUUGCACUUCGCUGUAUAUUCACCAACUUAUCAAAAUCCAAAUGAAAUGUAUAACUUAAAUUCUAUCAUCAGAAAUAUUUUAGCGUAGUAUUUGCUCUACAAGGCGUUAAUUUUGAGCGGCUUGAUUGCUAAAGGAAUGAAAAUAAUGUUCCGCUGAAAUCAAACAACUGUGACUUUAUAAGUACAUGAUUAUCAUUAGCCAUCAGCUAUAGACAUCCAGCACUGCAUCCUACCCUAGUUCAGAGGCCCCUCUUACAAGACAAACCAACCUGGCAGCAAUUCAUAUGAUAUGAAGACGUAUGUACACAAAUGAAAUAUUCGGACAUCCUUGGUUUUAAAUCUUUAAAAAGAGAAGUCAAAGCUUCUAGGAACAGCCCUUAUCUUACCCUUGGUACUCUCAACAUUCUUGUGUAAGUUUCAAACCAGGAAACUGUAGCUAUGCCAAAACAAUAAUAAUAA
Messenger RNA from Menidia menidia (Atlantic silverside), 2456 nucleotides. The record is from the annotation of a GenBank genome assembly. NCBI's taxonomy places the organism in Eukaryota, Metazoa, Chordata, Actinopteri, Atheriniformes, Atherinopsidae.